Dentiscutata erythropus is the source of this 717-nucleotide messenger RNA. The record is from the annotation of a GenBank genome assembly. NCBI's taxonomy places the organism in Eukaryota, Fungi, Glomeromycota, Glomeromycetes, Diversisporales, Gigasporaceae.
AUGAAAGAACAUAAGAGAAUAAAGAGAAUAAAGUUGGAAGAACAUAGGAGAAUAAAGAGAAUAAAGUUUGAAGAACAUAAGAGAAUAGGGUUGGAAGAACAUAAGAGAAUAGUGUUGGAAGAACAUAAGAGAAUAAUGAUAAUAGAGUUGGAAGAAUAUAAAGGAAUAGAGGUGGAAGAACAUAACAAAAUUGAGAGAGGAAUAAAGAAAAUAGAGUUUGAAGAACAUAAGAGAUUAAAAAGAAUGGAAUUUGAAGAACAUAAGAGAAGAAAGGAAUUUGAAGAACAUAAGAGAAAAAAGAGAAUAGAGUUUGAAGAACAUAAGAGAAUAAAGAGAAUAGAAUUUGAAGAACAUAAGAGGUUAGAGAGCAUAGAAGUACAUAAGAGAAAAAAGAGAAUAGAGUUUGAAGAGCAUAAGAGAAUAAAGAGAGUAGAGUUGGAAGAGCAUAAGAGAAUAGAGGGAAUAGGGAUGGAAGAACGUAACAGAAUAGAGAGAAUAGAGGAGGAAAUGGAACAGCAUAAGAGAAUAGAGAGAAUAGAACUGGAAUUACAUAAGAGAACAAAGCUAAUAGAGGUGGAAGAACGUAAAAGAAUAGAAAGAGUAAAGAUGGAAGAACCAUAUCUGUGGCCGAAACUGUUUUGGUUAGUUUCGACACUGUUUCGACAUAAGCCAAAAUAUUAUGUCGAAAAGCUGAAACAAUUUCGGCAAUAUGUGUAG